GGCAGGUUUCUGGGAUCGAAAAGCAAGGCUGGGAUUCUCACGAUCCCCGUUCCCACCGUGUUACAAGCGCACCUGAGUCUGACCAUCACGUUUGGAAUGGAUGCCAAGGCUGGAAUCGACGACAACAAAGGAGACGAUGCUGUCCAUUCUACCAACUUCGGCAGCUAGGCCCUCCACCUGCCAAUCGGCCAGAGACGGGAUUCCGAGCAGUGGGUCGGCAGAAAGGCCCGAAAACCCAAAGUCAUGCGGCAGGAAGCUGAAGCUGAAGGUGUCGAGGGGCGCUCUGGCCAAGGCGCGGCGAUCCAAGGGUGGAAGAUCGGGCUCUUCGUGGAACAGCCUCAACUCAAGCUCCGAACCGAUUCUCGAGAAACGCAACAGCAGACAGCCCCUCACAACCCUUUUGCAGCCGAGUCAACGCAGUGGCAGCGGAAUGCACCUUGACAAGACCCGGUCUACUACCGCAAAGAGAGCAGCGCAGGACGAGUUUCUCGCCUUACUUUUCACCGACAUCGACCACAUGAAUGGCAAAGCCCUCCGUCGGCUGAAGAAGCGCUUCCCGGAUCUCGAGGCCAGGCUGACGGAGGUUCGCUUGCUUCAGCCGGAGCGCCCAAUCACCGCUGGGAAUCUCAAGGCCGAAGAAACACGGGGUGUUGCCGAGACGAAGAGAACACGCCGGCGUCAUCCCGGGAGAUUCCCAGGCCGUCUGGUGAAGUGGAUUGGGAGGGCCAGACAAGCGGUGACCCGGACUCGACGAGCCCAGGGCGGUGUUGAAUAAAUGAGCCCAGGAGUCGGUGGUAUCGCCAGGGGACAUCGCGGUUGGCCACUGUCCUUGUGAGAAGCUGACUUCGUUGUUGUUCCGUUGUCUCUCGAAGUCCUUUGAAGUCUCUUCUUGUCGGAUACAAGGUUGGACGGGCGCUUAGGAUCUCCGGACCUGGGUUGUGGGAUGCUCCCCAUGGAAACUCUUGGGGGUGCCGCAUU
Messenger RNA from Parathielavia appendiculata, 978 nucleotides. RefSeq lists its product as uncharacterized. The coding region runs from base 101 to 775 and encodes 224 amino acids. The record is from RefSeq and is a predicted model, not a curated record. Lineage: Eukaryota; Fungi; Ascomycota; Sordariomycetes; Sordariales; Chaetomiaceae. The transcript has 3 exons.